AUGCAAGUGCUUACCUCUCCUCUUGAUUUCGCUUCCGUGGCCAAGUCCCUGUCGCUGUCCGCGGCAAAUUACAAGCCCGUUCCCGUGAUUCCCCACAAUACUUCCCACAGCGUCAAGGGCAGCCGUGUCUCGCAGUCCCAGGGGGGCGCCGAGUACCUCGAUCCCGAAAAGUACGGCUAUCCUUCUGUUCUCAGCAUUCCCCCUACGCAGGGCCGCGUCGCAAAGAAGACGAGCGGCGGCGAAACGGUGGGGAAUGGGUGCGAGGUCCUUGAUGAGUACACGCCCAAGGAGAGCAUACAAGUCUCGUUUCCCAGCUAUAACCAGACGCGCGCCAAUUUGAUGCGCUACCGAAAGCAAGUGGGUGUCAAUGGCGGCUCCUGGUUCGUUCUUGAAGACUGGAUGGCUGGCUCCAUGUUUGACUGUGCCGUGGACAAGAAGUCGGCAGAGAUGGACGUGUUGAAUGGAUACGGCACGUCGAAAACUGGGCUCCAGAGUGCACGCGCGCGUAUGGAGAAGCACUGGGAUACAUGGAUUGACGAGAGCGACUUUAGGCUCAUGAAGACGGCGGGUAUCAACACGAUUCGCAUCCCUAUUGGCUACUGGCUGGGCGGGUCCCAAUUCACUGCUAAUAGCGACUUUGCUUCCUACGGCGACGUGUAUGCAAACGGCAUAAAGUACCUGAACCGUGCGAUCAAGUGGGCCGACGAGCACGAUAUUGGAGUCUUGAUCGAUCUCCACGGCGCGUACGGCUCGCAAAACGCACAGUCGCACGCUGGCGUGAACCGAAACGUUGGUUUCUUCAACAACCACAACGAGAAGCUCACCGCCGACUUUUUGAUGUGGCUCACGAAAGAGUAUGCGGGCGUGACGAACGUGGUAGGCAUCGAACUCUUGAACGAGCCGCAGAACAAUGACAGGCUCUGGACGUUUUACAGCAACACGAUGGACAAGAUGCGCAAGGUGAACAAGUACGCAAAAGAUUUGCCCUUGUACUUUCACGACGCGUUUAGUCCAAAGCAGGGUGCGCAGUUUGCUUCAAAGCGCGACGACUUUGUGGUGCAGGACACCCACAGUUACUUUGUCUUUACGCCCCAGGACCAGAAGAUGAGUGCCAAGAAGCACACCUCGGAGAUCCAGGGGCCGCUGGCGCAGUCGAUGAAGCAGCAGUCGAGCACGGCCCGCGGCAAUAUGGUCGUCGGCGAAUGGUCCUGUGCACUCAAUCCGCAGUCUCUUGACGGAGUAAAGCAUAAACAGAGCGCCACGGCCAAGUACUGCCAGGCCCAGGUCGACACCUACCACGAGGCUACUGCCGGUACCAUGUUUUGGAGCUGGACGAUGGAGAACUGCAAACAGAAUGCCGGCUGGUGUUUCAAGGCUGCGCUUCCUGAUUAUAUGGACAAUGAAUACAAUGCUUGGGGUUUCAACAACCAGGUCACGAACAAGAUGAUCAAUAUGAUGAUGCAGGAUCUCUCGUCAACCAAGCUGCCGCAGUCAUACUCCACGGUGCGUGGGAACGCUGGCAUUGAGAGCAAGUCGCAGUGCGGUGCCUCGGCAGGCACGUCGGGUAAGGCAAGCUCGUCGGGCAAGGCAAGCGCGUCGGGCAAGGCAAGCUCGUCGGGCAAGGCAAGCGCGUCGGGCAAGGCAAGCGCGUCGGGCAAGGCAAGCGCGUCGGAUAGCUCGGACGAUACGGCUGGCGCGUCUGGUGCACGCAACGCACAAGUCAAGAAGGUCGAGACGGUCUCUAGCAGCCCCAAGCAUGGCCACUCCUCAAAGCAUGGCCACGCAAAGCAUUCGCCCCACGCAAAGCAUUCGUCCCACGCAAAGCAUUCGUCCCACGCAAAGCAUUCGUCCCACGCAAAGCACUCGUCCCACGCAAAGCACUCGAGCUCCAGUGCCCACUCUACGCACCACCACAAGCGUGACGAGUUUGUUGGCGGUGGUUUUGCUGCUCGUGCUGCACACCUUGCUCGGCGCCGUGUAGCUUCGAAGCAAAAUGCCCGUGACCUCGGCUAUGCGGACGGCUUUGUCACUGCCAAGUCAUUUGCCCAGCUCUUGGGACUCUCUCGUGUUGGUUUCAAUCAGCAGUAUAUAUCGGACACAUUGAGUGUGUACCAGGACGCAAAAGUGCUGUCCUCUGGCUCCUCGAGCGACUACCGCAAACAAUUCCGUCGUGGAUUGAAUGCAGUGGAGAAAGAGAUUACCAACGACGCAAGCAAAGCAACAAGCUCGAACUAA
Malassezia vespertilionis is the source of this 2235-nucleotide messenger RNA. RefSeq lists its product as uncharacterized. Gene Ontology annotation, cellular component: extracellular region; cell surface. Gene Ontology annotation, biological process: glucan catabolic process. Gene Ontology annotation, molecular function: glucan endo-1,6-beta-glucosidase activity. The transcript has a single exon. The coding region runs from base 1 to 2235 and encodes 744 amino acids. The record is from RefSeq and is a predicted model, not a curated record. Lineage: Eukaryota; Fungi; Basidiomycota; Malasseziomycetes; Malasseziales; Malasseziaceae.